AAUCUCUUCUUCCAAACUUCCGGUGCUGUGAGCUCGGCAUUGUUCCGUUCUUUGGGACUCUGGAGGGCUGUUUUCGGAGCUGAAUAUCAUAAAGAGAAGCUCUUCAGGAAUCUCUAGGUGCCUAAAGGACAAUUGGAAUUUGAUAGUAGCAAUACAGAUCCUGUCUGGAGGGAGACCACCUUAUAAGCCUGUAUGAUGACUGCAGAAUCCAAAGAGACUGCCAUCCUUUCUCCCCAGGCUCUACAGGAUCAGGAUGGGCCUAUAAUAAUCAAGGUGGAAGAUGAUCCCACUUGGGAGCAGGAAUCUAGUCUGCAAAGUAACAGUCACCCCAACCAGGAGAUCUGGAGGCAACGCUUCAGACAGCUCUGCUACCAGGAGACACCUGGUCCUCGAGAGGCUCUGACCCGACUGCGGACACUCUGUUGUGAGUGGCUGAGACCAGAGAUGCAUACUAAAGAAGAGAUCUUGGAACUGCUGGUGCUUGAGCAGUUCCUGAGUAUCCUGCCAGAGGAACUCCAGAUAUGGUUGCAGGAACGACAUCCUGAAAGUGGUGAGGAGGUAGUGAUGUUACUGGAAGAUUUGGAGAGAGAACUGGAUGAACCAGGACAGCAGGUCUCAGCCCAUACCCAAGAACAAGCAUUAUUCUGGGAAGGAGUGACACCCCUGUUCCCAGCUCCAUUGACAUUAAGGAAGUCAUCAAGCAUUCGGAUUCAAGCCAUGGAGAGCCAGUUGAAAUGUGAAUCUGUGGAGCCUCAUAUUGUCCAAAAGAUUGAUUGUCAGUCCAAGCUUCAGAAUGAAGAGUCAACACCUAAAAAUGAAAUAUCCAAAGUAGAACCUCCAGCAGUGGUAUCAGGAAGAUUCAUAGUUAACCACUGCAUCAGGGGCACAGCAAUGGACCAGAAGAAACAGCUGGGAUGUCAGAAUGAGGAUGACACAAAACAUAAGCAAUAAAAAUAAAUAAAUACCAGAGGGAUGGGACAGAUGGCAUGUCUGAAGUUUUUACAAAUAUGUAGCAAUCAAGAAAUCUGUACAAAUUUUCAAAAAAAGGUAGGUGAACAGAAAUUAGGAGGUCUAGAGGAACUGGGAGAAAAGGGGAAAGCAAGGCUUUGAUACCUAGGACUUGUUCCCACACCUUAAUGAGACUGACCUGGAAGAUUGUGUUUAUAAUGAUCAAAAACAACCAGGAUAUGAGUAAGCAUAACUGAAUCCUAGUAUUAUAGUUUAGAUGCUGAGUCAUUAUCAUCUGCUAUCACAGAAACUUGGAUUACAGAUCCAAGAUCUUGGUAGAAUGAAUGAACCUCUUGAAAUUUGAAUAUAUAGAUUAAAAUGAGGAGAGCAAACAUUUAACAAUACUUAUAUGAGCAGCACUGAAAGAGCUUUACAACAGAGUUAGAGGUCUAAGAUUGUGGCUUUAAGUAAAUCCUUUAGCCUUUCAGAGCCUUAAUUUCUUAAGGAUAAUGGAGAGAGAAUACAUGCAUCACAAACUUCAGUUUUAUUGUGAGGAAAGCACUUUGUACAUCAUAGUGAUUACCAACCAUUGAAUGUGACUGGGCAGGGAAUCAAAUGUAUGGGUGGGGAGUUGAGGGAUGGUAAGGGUUCACUAAAAUGGAUUAGAUAACUCAAGAGUGAUGGAUAGAUUAAGUAAUUAUGGGAAAAUGGAAUACAAGAAAUUUGUAUUAAAAAAAAGUCCUGGAUGCUUCCUAUCUUAGUUAUGGGAAGGCAAGGUCAUCUUGUUUAGAAUAGUGACUGGAAUAAGAUCAAUGGAGCAAAGGAGAGAGGAGUAUUUGGGAGCUAGGGAAUGAGAAGAGAGGUAUUUUAUAAAGUCUUUGAGAUUAAUAGCAGUGUUUGUUUAAUUAUAUCACAGAUGAAACAGGAUAGCCUACUUAUGAAUGAGACUGUCAAAUCGAAUAACAGCUUUUUUUCCUCAGUCCUGAUCCUAUAAAUCCCUCUGCUGCAUUUGACAGUGUUGAUUAGCUUCUUCUCCUAGAUAUUCUCUUCUAGGCCAAAAUAUUUUGUGUGUUUUAGUAAGAGUUAUUUUGUAAUGGCCCAAUGAUUAAAUUCAUUUUUAACUAGAAAGAAGGAUAUUGCAGCAGACAGGGAAUCUUGAUUGAUGGAAUGGCCAGAUAUAGGAUUUUAACUUUUUGAAGCAAAAGCUUUGUCUGAGAGGAACCCUUUCAGUGGGAUAGGUUCUCCCAUUCAUUCUAUGAGUUUGGUCUGAUAGAAGCUUGAUGUCCUUGAACAAGGAUAGUAGAAUUAUUCACUGGCUUUUAUUAAUAGUUAUUAGACAACUGGGGAGCUAGGUAGUAUGGUGGAUAGAUUACAGUGCCUGGAGUUAAGAAAACCCAAAUUCAAAUGUGGCCUCAGACUUUAGCCAUGUGAUUCAAGACAAGUCACUGUUUGCCUUAGUUUCCUCAUCUGUAAAAUGAGCUGAAGAAUCAUUCCAGUAGCUUUGUCAAAUAAAACCUCACCAACAAUAAACAACAAAGUUGAGUGAUUAAAGGGAGGGCUAAAUAAGCUUUUAGUCUUCAAAAAAUUGGAGGGGAAAGCAGAGGACUGGCCAAUGCAUCAACAAAAAAAGCGUUCAUGAAGUUAUGCAUGAUCAUUGCCUUUGAGAUUUCUCUGGAGAAUGUAUUAAAUCCUGCCAAGAUUAGACCUGUAAGGGAGAAGACUAGGAGUAGGAGUAUUAAGUGGGAACUCAAGUUGAGAAAUUUUAUCCUAUUCCUUCCUUCCCUCUUUGCCAUAUUACUUUCUAAGGCUUCUUCUAGAGACAGGAUUGAUGGAUUGUGAAUAAAUAAUAGCUAAUAAGAUGGUGAGCUAAUGGGGACAGUUCAGAUUUUUAUCAGGUGCAGAACUGCAUUGUCUAGGAGAGUUAGAGCUCUUAUAUUCAACUGAAUCAAUGGAAAGUUCUUGAUGGAAUUGCCCUUUAUCCUUUUCUAGGCAGACAAAAUGGAGAGUUCUGUGCACUUUGACUCCAUAAAUAGGAAUUUUCAAAAGAAAUGGGCUUAGAGGACCAGACUUGUGCUUUCUUCCUAAAAAUAAGGAAUCCUAGGACUCCUUAAUCCUCUUUACCACCUUGCUUUAGAUGCAGUUAGAUUCUGCCUUUUGGGGACAGCCUUGCUUGAAUAGGAUCAUUGUUUAACUAUGUGCAUUUCCCAGCUCAGACCACUCAUAUGCCUGGGCCAGUCAGUUGGUGAAAUGUGAGUGUUUAGGUACUCUUGAGGGUGAUGAAAGGUAGCAUGAUGUCACCAUUCCCAUGUUAGAUAAAUAAAUGAUGAUGAAACCCUUUUCUAUAAGGAAAUUUAGAUUUGGCUUUUGAAUCACAGAAUCAACAAGAUGAUUCAUGGUUAACACGUUAGUAAAAUUUAGUCUGAUUAGUAAAAUUUAAUCUGAAGAUUUAGAAAUAAGGUAUUAAAGGUAUUUCUAUCUUGCUAAUAUUAUUAUAUUAUAUUCUAUUAUAUUCUAUCUUGCUAACAUCUUCACCCAUUUAGCACAACUAGACCUAAUUGUUCAUAGCUACUUCUUUUUGUACAAACCUGGGAGACUUUUAGAAUUAGUUCCACUAGAACAAUAAUUCCCAACAUUUUCUGUUCAACAAAGUAAAAUAAAUAAAUAAAUUAAUGAACCUCCAAGGGAUUUAGUAAGUCAUUUAGAAUAUUCUCCUGGAUUUAUCUAAGUGCUUAAAAUACUUAGACAACUUUUAUCCCCCAAAAUUUCAAAUUAAAUUUUAUAUUACAUAAUUAUAAUGAUGAAAUUUUA
Sarcophilus harrisii (Tasmanian devil) is the source of this 3756-nucleotide messenger RNA. Its product is annotated as zinc finger and SCAN domain-containing protein 23. Gene Ontology annotation, molecular function: DNA-binding transcription factor activity, RNA polymerase II-specific; RNA polymerase II cis-regulatory region sequence-specific DNA binding. NCBI's taxonomy places the organism in Eukaryota, Metazoa, Chordata, Mammalia, Dasyuromorphia, Dasyuridae. The coding region runs from base 193 to 951 and encodes 252 amino acids. The transcript is spliced from 5 exons. The record is from RefSeq and is a predicted model, not a curated record. Gene Ontology annotation, biological process: regulation of transcription by RNA polymerase II.